Messenger RNA from Candidozyma auris, 3699 nucleotides. It is a transcript of the gene ADR1, whose product is annotated as DNA-binding transcription factor ADR1. Gene Ontology annotation, molecular function: RNA polymerase II cis-regulatory region sequence-specific DNA binding; DNA-binding transcription factor activity, RNA polymerase II-specific. NCBI's taxonomy places the organism in Eukaryota, Fungi, Ascomycota, Pichiomycetes, Serinales, Metschnikowiaceae. Gene Ontology annotation, cellular component: chromatin. The transcript has a single exon. Gene Ontology annotation, biological process: regulation of transcription by RNA polymerase II. Bases 1 to 3699 code for a protein of 1232 amino acids. The record is from RefSeq and is a predicted model, not a curated record.
AUGAUUUCCUCUCAGGCAAAUCUACCCAAUCACAACUUGUCCCAGAUGGAUUUCACCUCGUUACCCAAAAAUAUCGACAAAAAUGUCGACGUCGACGUGGACGUGGACGUGGACGUGGACACGUCCCCGGACUCGUCGCUGGACCUGAAAAAGAAAAUCCCGAGAGAACUCACUGCCCACGGCACCACGCCGCUGGGCAAGCCCAGGCUCUUCGUGUGCAACACUUGCACGAGGGCGUUUGCUCGCUUGGAGCACUUGCGCCGCCACGAGCGGUCCCAUACGAAGGAGAAGCCCUUCACCUGUGGCGUGUGCCAAAGAAAGUUCUCUAGACGUGACUUGCUCUUGAGACAUGCUCAGAAGUUGCACGCUGGGUGUGCCGACGCCAUCACUCGCUUGAGAAGAAAACUGAUCAAGUCCAACUCCAUCAGCUCCGCCUCGGGCGAGAUGUACGAUGAGACCCAAAUGUCGUCGCAGUCUCCGUUCCCCAACAACUUCCAGGACGCUACCCCAGGUUCUAAUGUGCUUACCGCCGGCAAGCCUGCCAGUGCCAAUGCUAAUACGGCUUCGAUGGCCAUCCCUACCCCAAACAACUCCCACAGGGGCUCUUUGGACAGCAUCCAGUUCAACUUGAACUUAUUCAAUCCGGUGCUGGGGCCUCGCAAACCCAAGAAGGACAUGAAAACCCCUGCAUUGUCAAGAAGCUCGUCCAUAAAGGACUCCAAUUUACAAAGACAGAUGUUUGACCGUCGUAAGGCCAACAGAAACAGGGGGGCUUCCUUUUCAGCUCAGUCUGGUGGAAACUAUGCAAUGGCCAUGCCAGAGUUCAACGACUCGUACCCUGGAGCUGAUAAUGUGGAAUUCUCAACUCCUCAAUUGCUUCCGUCGUCAGUAGGUGAAGACAACUCGUGGUUUAGCAACUUGUCAACGAUACCUAGCAUGGAGAACUUCAACAAGAAUAACUCCCAGAGACUUAAUCGCGAAGAGUCCAUCACCUCGUUGUCAUUGGAUACUCACGAUUUGCAGAACUCUGCGUUCCAAGGAAUGAUGCGCUCCGACAGUAUAACCUCCGGUGGCUCUUUCCACAACAUGGAUGCUGGCACUCCAACUCAGCCGCCUUUUCCAGCACACAAUGGCAGUUUCAGCAAAGGUUCAAGGACUGAGCAUUCUGCGAACAAUGGCUUGAGGCAAGGUGAAGGCAGUGACAUGGGCUAUUCAUUUUACGGGAUUCCAGAAAAUAUGGCAGGAAAACCUACUAGUGCUCCCAAAAUGAAUCAACCGCUCUCUCCGAUCAAACAAGAGUUGGAUGAUGAGCUCAUGGACUUGGACAAUGGAAACGCUUUUGACAAUCAGAUGCAUAGCAUGAGCAUUCCCACAGCUAUCACCAACGGUGUCAACUUUGACCUUAACUUUUUGAAGGACAUUGAUGAACUCACGCAAGAUUUUGAUGUCGGAUCGAAGUUCUUACCGAACGGAUAUUCCUUCUACGGUGAUAUUCAAUCUGUUUCCUCAUCUGGUCUCGACCUGACUCCUCCUCCAACACUCCUUUCUCCUUCUGGUGUGUCAGGCAACAACUACUCGCAAUAUAAUCAUGGACAACAAGGCAUGGGUGAGACACAUCAAUCGGCGAAUGACUCCGCAAGCUCACCUGAUACAGGCUACAGCAGAACUACUUUAUUCACGAGAAACAUACGGUACAUGAUCAACAAGUCGCUAAGUAAGUACCCAAUUAGUGGCAUUAUGUCUCCAUCCAUUCCUUCAAAUGACAAAUUGGAACUGUACCUACAAAUCUUUGUUGGCAUGUUCCUCUCGCACUUCCCAUUCAUUCACCCUUCCAAACUCAAUGAGUACGAGAUAAUGAGCAUGACAUCCAAUGAAAGUAUGAGCAAUGAGAGCGCCAGAGUGUGCAUGCCGCUUUUGGUGGCUACCUUGGGCGCCUUGUUAGCAAACAAUAAGAACGAUGCUGAGAACCUUUAUGAGGCAUCUCGCAGAACCAUUCAUAUUUAUUUGGAAAACCGUAAGAACUCGGCCGGUGAUAUAAUAGGUGCGUCGCAGAAUCCUACUCAGACCGUCAACCCACUCUGGUUGAUUCAAUCGCUCACGCUUUCGGUAAUUUACGGUUUGUUCUCGGAUAACGAGAACAACGUCUACAUUGUUAUCCGUCAGCUCAAUGCUUUGAAUUCUUUGGUGAAAACCUCGAUUAAGAGCAACAGAAAAAUCCUUUUCAGCAUCAGCGGUGAGGAUGAAGAGAACUUCAAGAUCAUUCAUGAAGUGCAGUCUUCAGAGAAAGGUCUUUCAAUGUUGUCUAAUGAAGAGCAAAAGAAUGAAGUGCUUUUCAAAAACAAUAUCAGUCUUCAAUCUCAGGCUAGAAUUGUCUUCAUGAUUUACAAGUUGACGAACUUCAUCUUGAUGACUUAUAAUGUCCCACUCACGUUGAGUAUCAACGAUCUUGGCUCCCUUAUGUGCCCAAACACAUUCGAUGAGUAUUUGUGGAAUUUCAGGAGCUAUCAUGAGUUCGUGAAUUAUCAGAGAAGUGUGGAAUCUCCUCAUGGCCUCAGUUUCUACUUGGGUAAGAAUGAGCACAACUCCAUUGUCUUCAAAGAUUUGUUGUUCAAACUACUGAAGAAUGACAUGAACCCGUCCAUGGUCUCUCAGUUGUCAAAUCUCAGUAAGUAUGGCUUCACCUCAAUUGCCCAUGGUAUCUACGAAAUGAAGCAGUAUGAUGAGAUGAAGUAUAUCGACGUCUUUGCCAUCCUUGAUAACUUGACCAUGUUCAUUGAUAACUCCAAGAACAAUGCGGACACCAGGAUCGUGAAGGAAGCGUCUUUGGAUUAUGAGAAACUGGACUACGCUUUGUUGGUAAACUUUAUAAAGAUCACUUCCACCAUUGACUUCAAGCUCGUGAAGGAACAGAGCUGGCUAAAGAAUUACGACGAGCUCACGAAGAACUACCACAAAUUUUUAGUCUCUGCUGACUCCGUGGACGAUGUUGAUUUCUUGAAAGUCGUUGACUGCUGCAUACUCAUUGUGAAGUUAUUGUUGUUCAAGAUUGAAGACAGGAGUCGUGACGGGCACGAUGGCCUCUCUCAAGAUAUGAACUUUGGUGACAACAGUUUGCUGCAUCAGUACAACACGUGCGCCAAUUUCGAAAAGUCAAUGGGAUGGAAGAUUAAUGACGAGAUUGAUAUAACAAAGAAUUCCGUUCACUCUCAGAUGUUGUUUCAUGUCUUCACAAUUCUUUCAAUCUUCGCCAUCUUCAUCGCAAAGAGAAAUCUUGCUCUGAAUGAAUUUGGCAGAACCGAGAAAGUGUCCUCGACAAGUCAACUAAAUCAAAGAUUCAUGGUCGUGCUUCGAAUUCUUGCCAGAAUCGAGCAGUUCUUAAAGACCAAGUAUCGCAACUCAAAGCAUGAGUCUGACCUCACCAACUUAUAUUUAUUUUCGUCAUUCAACAACGAUAGCUUGCUCAUGGACAGUACCGAUUUCAUGCACAAUGACGAAGCGAUGAAGCAGCUCGUUAACUCUCAUGAGAAUUACUUCGGGUACAGCUUAGAAAAGUCGCUCUAUGUUCUAAAAAUUGGAGAGCUUUUGUUGAGGUACCUCUACGACACUAACAUCAAGGUUUGCAUUUUCAGAAAAUUGAGUGGAAGCCUUCUGCAAAUGAGAAAGUAUUUGAUUGACAAUGAAAGUCGAAUUCUCGCCUAA